This is a messenger RNA of Epinephelus fuscoguttatus (brown-marbled grouper), 5408 nucleotides long. RefSeq names its product jagged canonical Notch ligand 1b (gene jag1b). Gene Ontology annotation, biological process: heterophilic cell-cell adhesion; Notch signaling pathway; cell communication. Gene Ontology annotation, cellular component: protein-containing complex; plasma membrane. The record is from RefSeq and is a predicted model, not a curated record. Gene Ontology annotation, molecular function: calcium ion binding; Notch binding. The transcript is spliced from 26 exons. Lineage: Eukaryota; Metazoa; Chordata; Actinopteri; Perciformes; Serranidae. The coding region runs from base 308 to 3961 and encodes 1217 amino acids.
GCCAGCUUCGGCUCGGGCCAGCAGUCAGUCAGUCACUCAGUCAGUCAGCAGUGGGCUCGGCUGCCGCAUGGCCACUGUGUAAACUUUCUUCAAUAACAAAGUGGAAACUGUCGGAUAACGAAGAAGAGCAGACGCUCGGAGAGGUUGAGGGACAUACGAGGAAGAGGUCUUCUAUGAAUCCGGAUCCAGUGCUCCGCUGAUCAAAGUGUUGUUCCCCACUCGUGCAUGUUUAAACCAGAGGAGAGCUCUGGUGCCGUGUGUCGGCCAGACGACUAGUACAAACGAGUGGCAACAGCAGUCCGGAGGCAUGAUUUUGAGACGGGGCUCAGUCGUUGCUGCCUUUCUGCUCUGCUUUCUGGCGAAGGUGUCAGAGGGAACGGGACAAUUCGAGUUGCAAAUCUUAUCGAUGCACAAUGUUAACGGAGAGCUGCUGAACGGCAUGUGUUGUGACGGCGCGCGGAACACGGCGGAUAGAAAGUGCUCACGGGACGGCUGCGAUACGUUUUUCAAAGUUUGUCUGAAGGAAUACCAGUCGAGAGUUUCUGCUGCAGGGCCCUGCAGCUUCGGAUUUGGAUCUACGCCUGUCCUCGGAGGGAAUACCUUUUCUUUCAAGAGCUCUGUCAGGAAUGACAAAUCCAGGAUAGUUUUGCCCUUCAGCUUUGCCUGGCCGAGGUCCUACACUUUAAUAGUAGAAGCCUUGGACUCCAGCAAUGAAACCAAUGGUGCAGAUGGGAGGUUGAUAGAGAAAGCCUCUCAUUCCGGCAUGAUCAACCCCAGCCCGCAUUGGCAGAAGCUGACUCACAACGGCCCCGUGGCCCAGUUUGAGUACCAGAUCCGGGUCAGCUGCGAUGAGCACUACUAUGGCUUCGGCUGCAACAAGUUCUGUCGGCCCAGGGAUGAGUUCUUCGGGCAUUACACAUGCGACUACAAUGGAAACAAGACCUGUCUGGAAGGCUGGUCUGGACCUGAAUGCAACACAGCUAUAUGUCGACAAGGCUGCAGCACUGAACAUGGAUCAUGUAAGGAGCCAGGUGGAUGCAAGUGUCUGUAUGGCUGGCAGGGCCAGUACUGUGACAAGUGCAUCCCCCACCCUGGCUGUGUACAUGGCACCUGUGUAGAGCCCUGGCAGUGCCUGUGUGACACCAACUGGGGCGGCCACCUUUGCGAUAAAGAUCUGAACUACUGUGGCACUCACCAGCCAUGCCUGAACGGAGGCACAUGUAUCAACACAGGGCCUGACAAGUACCAGUGUACGUGUGCAGAGGGCUACUCUGGUGCCAACUGUGAGAGAGCGGAACAUGCCUGUCUGUCCAAUCCAUGCUCUAAUGGAGGAAGCUGUUCAGAAACCAGUCAGGGCUAUGAAUGUCAGUGUGCGCCAGGCUGGAGCGGGCCCUCCUGCACUAUCAAUGUUGACGACUGCUCUCCAAACCCCUGCAAUCAUGGAGGAACCUGCCAAGAUCUGGUUAACGGUUUCAAGUGUCACUGUCCUUCACAGUGGACGGGGAAGACGUGUCUGAUCGAUGCCAAUGAAUGCGACAGCAAGCCUUGCGCCAAUGCCAACUCAUGCCGCAACUUGAUUGGUGGAUACUUCUGCGAGUGCGUCCCUGGUUGGACAGGGCAGAACUGCGACAUCAAUAUAAACGACUGCAAGGACCAGUGCCAGAAUGGGGGAACUUGCAAGGACUUGGUGAAUGGCUAUCGUUGCAUGUGCCCCCCUGGCUUCGCCGGCGAGCACUGUGAGAGGGACAUCGACGAGUGCGCGAGCUCGCCGUGCCUGAAUGGCGGGCGCUGUCAGGACGAAGUGAACGGCUUCCAGUGCCUGUGUCUGGCUGGCUUUUCCGGAAAUCUCUGCCAGCUGGAUAUCGAUUACUGCUCCCCCAACCCGUGUCAGAACGGAGCACCCUGCUUCAACCUGGCCACAGACUACUACUGCGCAUGCCCGGAGGACUACGAAGGCAAAAACUGCUCUCACCUCAAAGACCACUGUCGCACCACCACAUGUAAAGUGAUUGACAGCUGCACAGUUGCCGUGGCGUCCAACAGCACGCCGGGAGGAGAGCGCUACAUUUCGUCAAAUGUGUGUGGACCUCACGGCCGCUGCCGGAGCCAGGCCGGGGGCCAGUUCAGCUGCGAGUGCCAGGAGGGCUUCAGAGGCACUUACUGCCACGAGAACAUCAACGACUGCGAGAGUAACCCAUGCCGCAAUGGAGGCACCUGCAUCGACAAAGUCAGUGUGUACCAGUGCAUCUGCGGCGACGGUUGGGAGGGUGACCACUGCGAGAUCAACAUCGAUGACUGCAGCACCAACCCCUGUCAUAAUGGAGGGACAUGUCGAGACCUGGUGACUGAUUUCUUCUGUGAAUGCAAGAAUGGCUGGAAGGGAAAGACGUGCCACUCCCGCGAAAGUCAGUGCGAUGAAGCCACAUGCAACAACGGUGGCACCUGCCAUGACGAAGGCGACACGUUCCAGUGCAAGUGUUCCCCCGGGUGGGAGGGUACAACGUGUAACAUCGCCAAAAACUCGAGCUGUCUUCCAAACCCAUGUGAGAAUGGAGGUACCUGCGUGGUGACUGGGGAGUCUUUUACCUGUGUCUGCAAGGAAGGCUGGGAGGGUCCCACAUGCACGCAGAAUACCAACGACUGCAGUCCCCACCCAUGCUACAACAGCGGAACCUGUGUCGAUGGGGAUAACUGGUACCGCUGCGAGUGCGCCCCAGGCUUCGCUGGUCCAGACUGUCGGAUCAAUAUUAAUGAGUGCCAGUCGUCUCCGUGUGCCUUUGGCUCCACCUGUGUGGAUGAGAUCAAUGGAUAUCGCUGUCGGUGUCCACCAGACAGGACUGGACCCCACUGUCAAGAAGUUACAAGAAAACCCUGCUCUGUUAAUGGACACGCCACCCCUGAUGGAAUGAAAUGGGAUGAAGACUGCAACACGUGCCACUGCUCUAAUGGGAAAGUUGUGUGCACAAAGAUGUGGUGCGGCCCCGCAUCAUGCCACCUAGCCGCCAAAGGUCGAGGCGGGUGUCCUUCAGGCCAGAGCUGCAUCCCCAUCAGGGAGAGCCACUGCUUUGUGAAGCCCUGCUCCGGCCUCGGAGAGUGCUGGCGCUCCAACCCUCCCCCGCGUCCCACCAAAUGCCACCCCAGCUCCAGUUACCAGGACAACAGCUGCGCCAACAUCACCUUCACCUUCAAAACGGAGACCAUGCCUCAAAGCUUGACUGUGGAGGAUGUGUGUAAGCAGCUGAGGCGCUUGUACGUAGUGAAGAAUUUCUCCUUGGAGCAUUCUGUGUCCAUAACCUGUGACCCCUCAUUCUCAGCCAGCAACGAAAUCCACGUCUGCAUCUCGAUGGAGGAUCAUCGCUUGGACCGGAGCCCCAUUAAAGAAAUCACAGACAGGAUAAUCGACCUGGUUAGCAAACGCAAUGGGUACAACAACACCAUCAUCACCGCCAUCGCAGAAGUGCGCGUGCCAAGCCCCAGCAAAACUGACUACCUAGUGCCCCUCCUCAGCUCCAUCUUCAUCGUCAUCUGGGUCCUCCUGCUGGUCUCCAUUUUGCUGUGGUGCAUGCGCCGCCGGCGGAAACAGAGCAACCACAACGGGACGUCGGCCACCGGCUCCGAGGACAACACGACCAACAACGUGCGGGAGCAGCUCAACCAGAUCAAGAACCCUAUAGAGAAGCACGUGGGCCUCACGGUGGCCAUCAAAGACUACGAAAACAAGAACUCCAUCAUUGCCAAAAUAAGGACAAAUCAUCCCGAGGGAGAUGAGGACGACAAGGAGAGGCACUUACAGAAGGGCCGCUUUGCCAAACAGCCAGCAUACACACUGGUGGAGAGGGACGAGAAGACGCCCAUCUCCAAUCCCAACUCCACAUCCAAACACCCUAAUUGGACUAAUAAACAGGACAACAGAGACUUGGAGACAGCAAACAGCAUAAACAGGAUGGACUACAUUGUAUAGCAGACAGCUGUGUUGCUGUGCAACCAAGCCUUAUGCCUUCACACCCCGGUGGUGGGUGGAACGGGGGAGCCUUGGCAUGUGUAGUUAGCAAACUGUCGUGUCAGUCGUGACCCCACAGUAUUUUCAGAUAUUCCCCGUGUUAAUUUAAGUUUUGACAAGCUGGCUUACACUGGCAGUGACAGUUGCUUUGGUUGGCUGGAAACACAAGGCACUGGUAUACAUUUCACUGUAGAACUAGUCGCAAAAGUGUCCUCCUCUGCAUUUCAUUUCCCUUUUUUUUUUUUUUAAAUUUAGUGGACACAUGGAAGGGGCUCCUGGUGUAAUUGUUGUACAAUGACUAAAACUACCCGACGUGUUCAACGCUAGAGCUAAUUAUUUUUAGUAUGUGUUUGAAUUCUUUCUAGUUCUGUUUGGAGAAAGUGCCUUUUCAGCUUUAGACUUCAGCAACUGUCAAAUGAGAAAAAAGAUCAAGUUUAUUAUUUAUUUUUAUUUUGGGGGGAGGGGGGGCAGGGCAGGGGGAGGGAAGGGUUCAAUGUCAGCAGUUGCUGCCAAUAUGAAGAAUUUAUGUCGAUUUAGAACAUGUAGAUAUGUACAUUUUUUUAUUAAUCAUUGUGUAUAUUUGAUUUAUUAACUUAAUAAUCAAGAGCCUUAAGAUAUCAUUCCUUUUUAUUUAUAUGUUCUGUCUAGUUUGAAGGUUUUGAUAGCUAUGGAAGCCUACCAUUUCUUUCAAUGACUUAAUUUUUCAACGCAUUCUUUCUAUAAAAGCCAAAUUUCAAAGAUUUUCAAAGAAGACAAAGGAUGGGCACUUUUGGCCUGAAACACUAUUUUUUUUGUUUUGUUUUUUUCCACACUCUUGACAUUUCAUUACUUGUUGCCAAGACCUUGAUUGAAGGCAAGUGAGGUUAGGACAACAUAAGAUCCCGGCUGCUGCGAGGGAUGGACAUGGUGGCAGACAUAUUGCUUGCCACUAAUGGAUAAAUACUUAAGGGAACAAAAAAAUCCUUCAGCAGCUUCAGUUUAUCCCAUUGACAUAUUUCAAAGGCUGUCGAAAUCCAACAACUUGCAAGGCAAGUCACAUCAAUAUGACACGCCAGAAAUCCCAUCUGCUUUAGUCAGCGUAAUAUCAUAAGCUAGACCAUGAGUACUUGAACAGUAGGGGGGCGAUGGGAACACUGUAGAAUCAGAUACAAUACACUGCAUUGCUCUGCAAGAGUCUGCUUUGUUUCUGUGCAAAUUAGUUUGUUUUUUUUUUUAAAUGAGGCUCUUAAAGACAAACAUGUUUUAUCUCAUUUGUUAACCCUUUGAGAUCAUGGCAACAUUUUUGUUCUAUUUUUGACUUUGUGUUAUGAACUUGAGAAUUAUGUGUUGAUCUGGCAAUAUAUUUUUGAAAGUCAUAUUUAUUAAAUAUUUUGUAUGAAAAGAGAAUUAAAGUUGUCUUUGUUCUGGA